Ipomoea triloba (trilobed morning glory) is the source of this 792-nucleotide messenger RNA. Its product is annotated as miraculin-like. NCBI's taxonomy places the organism in Eukaryota, Viridiplantae, Streptophyta, Magnoliopsida, Solanales, Convolvulaceae. The coding region runs from base 34 to 657 and encodes 207 amino acids. Gene Ontology annotation, molecular function: endopeptidase inhibitor activity. The transcript has a single exon. The record is from RefSeq and is a predicted model, not a curated record.
CUUAACCUUAAACACUCCUUAUCAUCCACAACAAUGAAGUCGAUCACAAUCUUGUUGCUCUCAUUUCUUGUCUUUGCCACCUUCACAAACUUUGUGCAUUGCACACUUGAACCACCCGAGUACCCUGAACAAGUACUCGACACUAGGGGAAAGCCCGUUCGAGCUGACACUAGCUAUUACAUUGUCCCGAUAAUGGCAAGAACCGGGGGAGGUCUAGCAUUACGAAGCACAACUCGUAAAUUCUGUCCACUUGGUAUAUUCCAAGAAGUCAAGGAUGACUAUCCGGGAAUCCCAAUAUCAUUUUACCCUGUCAACCCUAAGAAAGGCGUUAUUCGUGUCUCCACUGAUUUGAACAUUGAUUUUCCCAAAAAUCGUGUUCAAUGUGCCAAGUCUAACGUUUGGAAGGUUGAUAGCUAUGAUCAAUAUACUAAAAUGUUCUACAUAGCUAUCGGUGGAGUUAAGGGAAAUCCCGGUCCAAAAACAAUCAAUAACUGGUUUAAGAUUGAGAAAUAUGGGCGCGGCUAUAAGUUGGUGCAUUGUCCAAGUGUUGUACAACACAAAGUGAUGUGCAAAGAUGUUGGCGUUGUUAAAUAUAAUGGACAAAAGCGUCUGGCUCUAAGUGAUGCUCCCUUUGGUGUCAUGUUCAAGAAGGCUUGAAGAGAGGGUUCUUUAGUUUCUGUAUUCCAAUGAAAUAAAAAUAAGUAGCAUAAAUAUGUACUCUCGUGUGUAUGUUUCUCAAUAAAUUUGGAAUGCAAUAUACGCAUCCUCCUAUUAUGUAAUUGUGAUGUCUAA